AUGACCAACCCUCCCCGCUUAACACGGAACAGCGUUCCUCCCUCCUUCCCCAAGGAAUUUGAUACUCUGACCAGUUUUCUGGACGAUCAAAUGCUAACUCCCAAGAGCAAGCUCGACGAGUUCCGUCGGUUCUUUGACUUGAAAACUGAAUGGUGGAACCGAUUCCACAAACAGUUGAAGAGCCAUGUUCUGCUCACCUCGAACUGGGCAGAGGUUCUGGAGAACGAGACGAGCCGCCAGAAUGUUGCAGCCGAGUAUCUUGAUCAAGUAGGGGAUGAACUCUGGGGCAAAGAGAAUCAGGAAAAGUAUCUCAUCGAGGAACAUGUUCAAAGCGGACAGGCUUGUGUUUAUCCCCGCGAUAGGAAGACAAUGAUCAAGGCACUUGCAUUUCUGCUUCAAAAGGAUGCUAAGAAUCGGCGGGAAUCCAUCUCCCAUGAGAUCAGCUUUCCGAAUCUCAAGGUGCGUGCACGCCCAGCCCCGUCCAGCAGUAGCUCUCUCUCCGAACCACCUCCAUCCGAGGGCGAUUCUCCGAGCUCGAUCAAAAUGAACAACAGUCGAGCUUCGACCCCUGCCAGACUGUUCAAGGUUCCCAAGGUUAGUGGAUCACCACUGACUUGGCGAAUGACCCACGGGCCGAACAAGUUGCACCAUGCGGAGCCGGACGCGAGUGCGAGGCCGAUCGAGGAUCUGGAGUCGGUGGAUGAUCCUCAUCCGUCCGCCGAGACUAGCUGGACAUCUUCGGCGGUUGUGACACGUGCUGCCUCCCCCCAUGAGGAGGGGAGUCAUGCACAGCUCUGUUGUCAAGAGACCACCAUGGAUUUUGGAGGGACCUUUCUCCAUGAUCUCUCUGACACGGCAUAUCAUAGUCUCGCCACUUACUUCCUGGUCCAAGAGGACUGUAGUUCGAAUACGCCGGUGUGUGUCCCCUUUUGUAAUUUCGACGAUUACCGAACCACCAACGAGUUCUUGGAUGAGAUGGAGAAGAGAUGCUGCUGUGCACAUGAGCCCAGCAUGCUUCAGCUGUUCGAAGAUGUACGCCAGUAUUCGUAUGCGGUGGUCUCUCUCCAGUGGUCGGGGGUCUCCUUUGUCUUACGCCGGGAGACGGAUGAUCUUCAGUCGCUGGCGAAUCGCAUUGGGUGUGCCUGGCGGGCCAAGGGAGCCGGAGAAUUGCAAACUUUUGAGUUUGUGGUGAAGGUGACUUUGAAGAAGGAUCCAGCUUAA
Messenger RNA from Penicillium oxalicum, 1221 nucleotides. RefSeq lists its product as uncharacterized. Bases 1 to 1221 code for a protein of 406 amino acids. The record is from RefSeq and is a predicted model, not a curated record. The transcript has 4 exons. Lineage: Eukaryota; Fungi; Ascomycota; Eurotiomycetes; Eurotiales; Aspergillaceae.